Amblyraja radiata (thorny skate) is the source of this 2143-nucleotide messenger RNA. Its product is annotated as von Willebrand factor C domain-containing protein 2-like. The record is from RefSeq and is a predicted model, not a curated record. Lineage: Eukaryota; Metazoa; Chordata; Chondrichthyes; Rajiformes; Rajidae. Gene Ontology annotation, biological process: negative regulation of BMP signaling pathway. The coding region runs from base 980 to 1660 and encodes 226 amino acids. Gene Ontology annotation, cellular component: AMPA glutamate receptor complex. The transcript has 3 exons. Gene Ontology annotation, molecular function: protein binding.
UGCCCACUGGACAUCUCUGGCGCCAGAGUAGCAGGGGUCCACUGGCCAUCUCUGGCGCCAGAGUAGCGGUGUCCACUGGCGCCAGAGCAGCGGUGCCCACUGGCCGUCACUGGCGCCAGAUUAGCGGUGUCCACUGGCCAUCCCUGGCGCCAGAGUAGCGGUGUCCACUGGUCGUCACUGGCGCCAGAGUAGCGGUGUCCACUGGCGCCAGAGCAGCGGUGCCCACUGGCCGUCACUGGCGCCAGAUUAGCGGUGUCCACUGGCCAUCCCUGGCGCCAGAGUAGCGGUGUCCACUGGUCGUCACUGGCGCCAGAGUAGCGGUACCCACUGGCCAUCACUGGCGCCAGAGUAGCAGUGUCCACUGGCCGUCACUGGUGCCAGAGUUGCAGUGUCCACUGGCCAUCUCUCGGCCAGAGUAGCGGUGUCCACUGGUCAUCUCAGGGCCAGAGAGGCAGUGUCCACUGGCCGUCUCUGGGCCAGAGUAGCGGUGUCCACUGGCGCCAGAGUAGCGGUGUCUACUGGCCAUCUCUGGGCCAGAGUAGCGGUGUCCACUGGCCGUCACUGGCGCCAGGGGACCGCUGGCACUGGCAGCAUUUCCCCGAGUUCUGAGAACGUGUCUCCGCCUCACUGGUUAAUAAAUCUCACUACAUUUUUAAUCUCUUUUGUGUUUUAUUCUCAACUUUAAACUGCGCGUCACUGGUCAUCUGUGGGUUGAGAGCUGGGGCCAGAGACCGAGGCGAGGGGCCGAGUGGACGGACGGCCGAGAGGUGACGGGAAUGUUUCCACCACCGGGGGGAAGCGGCUCAAGCUGCCGGCAGCGCCCGCUGAGGAUACAUCUGCCUCGGUCUAUUUGCGGGCUGAGCUGCGCUGCGCUGCCGUCUGUCUGGCGUCCCGGUUACAGCUGCCAGCUCCCAGCCCGCGGGUAUAAGGCAGGCGUGUGUCUGUCUGUGUCUGCCACAGGAGCAGUGGCGGGGAAGCGAUGGCCGGGACCGAGCCGGUGCGGGUAGCGGUUCUGAGUCUCACUUUCCUGCUCAUUCUACCCGCGCCCCGGGCGCUCAGGAACCUGGUCCCCAAGGAGGCGGAUUAUGUCGCGCCAGACUACCGCGGGAAGGGCUGCAUCGACGACCAGGGAUUGGUGUUUGACGUGGGCGAGCGCUUCUACCCGAGUGCCGGGGCUUGUCCGUGUGUCUGUACCGCGCUGGGCCCGGUUUGUCGAAAGCCUCGUUGCCCCCGGCUCCCCCCGCGUUGCACCCGCCUCAGUUACGGUUCCUGUUGCCCGCGCUGUGUUCAGGUCCGCAACACGUGUCAAUACGGGGGCCGCAGCUACCGCCUCCAGCAGGAGUUCUGGCCUUCUGCCUGUGAGAGGUGCCGCUGUGAAUUUGACCGCGAGGUGUACUGUCUGACUGCAGAAUGUGCUCCUGUCCACUGUGUCAACCCUUCCUAUGAACCCAACCAGUGUUGUCCUGUCUGCAGGCAGGGGCCCAACUGCUUUGCAGGAAACACCAUUAUCCCCGCUGGUGAGAGGGUGGAAAUGGAUGGGAUAUCAGUUUGUUUCUGUCCGUACAAGGAUGGCUCGUGGGAGCCCCAGCAACAGGCAAUCUGCAGCCUUCGUGGCUGGAAGCAAUCCCAUCAUUACACCGUUAAUGGAGGCCGCCACUAAGACCAGGAUCUGGGUACCAGCUUCACUGCCACAUCCUCUCAACCAGCUUUUGUGUUUGUUGGAGACUUGCCAUUAUUAUUAAACAGAAGAAAAACAGGUGAAUCCAUUUCCCCCACUGUGCUGAGCUCAAUCCCCAGGCUUUAUCCAGCGCCGUCUGCAUGAUGUGAAUAAGCAUUAAGCUCCAGCUGUUGCCGCUGGCUCCUCCUCAGUGAGGUGAUCGUGGAGAGGUAGUAGCCUCUUGCUCCUUCUGAUUUCCCCCCAAAUAAUCUUUGGACAGAAGCUUCUGCAGCCUCUCCCCCUCCCGACCGUGUUACUGCUGCGAUGCACAUAUUAGCUUGGUGCUGAGCAGCAGCCAAAGGUCUGAUCUUAAAUGAAAACACAGUGGAAACUGCAAGUCAACAGGUCAAACUUUAACCCUGUUACAGCUAGGCUGAGGGAGCUAAAGUGUCACCGAUACUUCAGCGUUAUUAGCAUGGUUCUGUU